UGUAAUUUUUUUACAAUACUUUAAAUACAAUAAAAUGGAAUACAAUACGAAAAUAAACGAAAACUUAUGUAGGCUAUGUUUAAAAGGAAAUAAUCGAAUGUUAUGUUUAAAUAAUACGUAUCUACAAGAUGUUUACGAAAAAAUAACGGACAUUGAAUUAAACUCUAUAACAUACAUGCAAUCAAUAUGUUACAUAUGUGUUAAAAGGUUAAGAAAUUGUCACACAUUGAUUCAGCAAGCUAUUACUAGUGACAAAAUUUUGAAAGAUGCUCUACAAUGCAACUCUGAGGUCAAUGGAGUACAACAAAAUGAAAAAUUCAAACUGUCCGUAUCAUCAACGAUCAACAUAUCACUGGGCGACAUAGACUGUGACGUUAAAGAUGAGAUCGCUAUUAAAGAAGAAUUAAAUGUCCAAGGAGAUGGAAAUUACAUUGACGAUAUACCUAGUCAAAUUGAUCAAGAAAUAAAUAUAAAAGAUCAGUUGUCUUUGGAUGAUAUCAAAUCUGAUGACGUCAAAGAAAUAACAUCCGACUCUGAAGACGACGUACCAUUAAAGAAUAUCAGCAUGAAGAAGCAUCUGGAUAGGAAAAUCGAAGAGAAGGAAAUUAAAAGAAUUAAAAAAUAUAAGGAAACUAAAGUCGACGCUCAAGAAUUGAUCCUCGACGAGGAACAGCAGCUCGAUGAAAUGUUCCAGCGCUCGAAGUCGCUGAAUUAUUUGAAUUCUCCGUACAAAUGUGAUUUGUGUUACAAAGGUUUUCUCGACCCGAUAGCGUUUGAUAAACACAAAGAAAAACACGAUGAGAUAAGUGGCCCCCACGAGUGCCAGCUCUGUCACUUGAGAUAUUUAACGGUCAAGUCGCUGAGGGCUCACACGUCUUCCGCUCAUUCGAGACGCUUCUCCUGUAACAUAUGCUCGCAUCUUUCUCACACCAAACAUCAGGCUAAAGCCCAUGAGCAAUGGCAUAACGGACACACAUACCCGUGCAAGCCCUGCGGACGUGCCUUUAGCAAGCCGACCUCGUACCUGUCGCACGUGCGCAAGUGGCACGCGGGCGCGUCGGAGCACGUGUGCGGCGAGUGCGGGGAGGGGUUCGCGCGCCGGCACGGCCUGCUCAUGCACCGCAGCAAGGCGCACCGCGGGGACCGCAAACCGAAGCCCGAGCCCGAUCCGGACGGUUUCUGCGUCGAGUGCAACAUCCAGUUCGCGUCCACGGAAGCGAAGACGCGUCACGUGUUGAUCUCCAAGCGACACGUUAUCUUCAAGGAUAAUGACUCCAAGUGCUCGCUGUGCGGCGCGCGGGUGCCGCCCGCGGCGCGCGCGGCGCACGCGCGGCGCCACGUGCGCGCGCUCGCGCCCGCGCCCGCGCCGCGCCCGCCGCUCGCGCUCGCCUGCGACCAGUGCGAAUCGACGUUUCCAAGUCGAGCGAAACUCCAGAAUCACGUGAAACGAAUCCACCUGGGCUUGAAGUAUAAUAAAAACAUAGUCUGCGAGAUAUGCGGCAAGAAGUGCACGUCGGACGCCACGCUGCGCUACCACCAGCGCCGCCACACGGGCGAGAAGCCGUUCCCGUGCGAGCGCUGCGCCGCGCGCUUCGUGAGUCGCGAGCAGCUGCGCCUCCACGCGCGCACGCACUCCGGCGAGCGCCCUUACCGCUGCGCGCUCUGCCACCACGCCUUCAGCCAGAAGCCGGCGCUCACCCGCCACUACCGGGUCCACACGGGCGCGAAGCCCUAUGAGUGCCACGUGUGCGGCAAGCCUUUCAGCCAGUCGAAUUCGCUCAAGACGCACAUCCGGACGGUCCACCUGAGAUUACCUCCGAACAAGAAAAAAAAGGAUCAGACUGCAGAGCGAGCUGUCGACAAGGACGGCGCCGAAGUCAUAUGAAGACACAAUCUUGUAUCUUGUGAAUAAACUGUUGUGUUCUUUGAGAAAAAU
Molecule: messenger RNA, 1936 nt
Organism: Vanessa tameamea
Lineage: Eukaryota; Metazoa; Arthropoda; Insecta; Lepidoptera; Nymphalidae
Product: zinc finger protein ZFP2-like
Exons: 13
Coding region: 35-1885 (616 amino acids)
Cellular component (GO): nucleus
Molecular function (GO): zinc ion binding
Source: RefSeq, a predicted model, not a curated record